GUUGGCGGCCCCAGACCCAGCUCGGGCCUCACCCGGAUGGCGGCUGAGACGCGUGGCUGCCGGCCCUGGGGCUCGCUCCUCCUCGGGCUGCUCGGGCUGGUCUCGGCCGCGGCCGCUGCCUGGGACCUGACUUCGCUGCGCUGCAACUUUGGCACCUUCUGCGAAUGUGACUUCCAGCCCGACUUCCCGGGUCUGGAGUGUGACCUGGCCCAGCACCUGGCAGGCCAGCACUUGGCCAGGGCGCUGGUUGUGAAGGCACUGAAGGCUUUCGUGCAGGACCCCGCCCCCACCAAGCCGCUGGUCCUCUCCCUGCACGGCUGGACAGGAACUGGCAAGUCCUAUGUCAGCUCCCUGCUGGCCCACUACCUCUUCCGGGGUGGCCUCCGAAGCCCCCAUGUGCACCACUUUUCCCCCGUCAUCCACUUCCCCCAUCCCAGCCACAUGGAGCGCUACAAGAAGGAUCUUAAGAGCUGGGUCCAGGGGAACCUCACUGUUUGUGGCCGCUCCCUCUUCCUCUUUGAUGAGAUGGACAAGCUGACCCCAGGCCUGAUGGAGGUCCUGCAACCUUUCCUGGGCCCCUCCUGGGUUGUGUACGGGACCAACUAUCGAAAAGCCAUCUUCAUCUUCAUCAGCAACACUGGUGGCGAGCAGAUCAACCAGGUGGCACUGGAGGCGUGGCGCAGCCGCCGGGCCCGCGAGGAGAUCUCCCUGCAGGAGCUCGAGCCGGUCAUCUCCCGGGCCGUGCUGGACAACCCACACCAUGGCUUCUGGCGCUCGGGCAUCAUGGAAGAGCGUCUGCUGGAUGCCCUGGUGCCCUUCCUACCGCUCCAGCGACAUCACGUGCGGCACUGCGUGCUCAACGAGCUGGCCCAGCUGGGUGUGGAGCCGCGGGAUGAGGUCACCCAGGCUGUGCUGGACAGCACCACCUUCUUCCCUGAGGACGAGCAGCUCUUCUCCUCCAACGGCUGCAAGACUGUGGCUUCCCGGAUCGCCUUCUUCCUCUGACUCUCCAGGUGGCAUCCUCGGCCGUGCAGGAAAGCCCCGGGGCCUCUCAGAGGGACCCUUUCCUGAGCCUCCUGGAGAGUGGAGCCCAGAGCACAAACUGAAGAUGAGAAGUGUUGGCUAGGCCAUGAGACAGGACAGGGGGGCCCUGGCCUCGGAACUGGUCUGAGGACAUCUUGGCUGUUGCUUCCUCCCCAGGGGAAACCGCUGGUCACCUCCGAACCUCAGUGAGCCUUGACUUCGCCCCCCAGCUGAGCCUUCUUAACAUGUGAACUGCAACUCAGGGACUGUGGCUCGCGGCUGCUCCCUCCGCCUCCGUCUUUCUCCUUGACCCCUUGCUGACCACCAUAUCCCAAACCCUCUGUCUCAGUAUUGUAAGCCAGGCUGAGACUUCUCAGUCCCCACGAACGGAGGGACUCAAGCUGCCACUUGGGCCUGGUUUUUAGUUUUUAAUUUUGUAAAAGAAGAAAACAAAUACAAUAAACUU
Molossus molossus (Pallas's mastiff bat) is the source of this 1489-nucleotide messenger RNA. RefSeq names its product torsin family 2 member A (gene TOR2A). Gene Ontology annotation, molecular function: ATP binding; ATP hydrolysis activity. NCBI's taxonomy places the organism in Eukaryota, Metazoa, Chordata, Mammalia, Chiroptera, Molossidae. The coding region runs from base 37 to 1005 and encodes 322 amino acids. The record is from RefSeq and is a predicted model, not a curated record. Gene Ontology annotation, cellular component: nuclear envelope; endoplasmic reticulum lumen; endoplasmic reticulum. The transcript is spliced from 5 exons.